AUUGGGCUGCACAUAGAGACUUAAUUUUAGAUUUGGACAAAAUGGAAAUUAUUUCAUCAAAACUAUUCAUUUUAUUGACUUUAGCCACUUCAAGCUUGUUAACAUCAAACAUUUCUUGUGCAGAUGAAUUAAUGAUGUCCAGUCUUCACAGCAAAGAAAAUUAUGACAAAUAUUCUGAGCCUAGAGGCUACCCAAAAAGGGAAAGAAGCCUCAAUUUUGAGGAAUUAAAAGAUUGGGGACCAAAAAAUGUCAUUAAGAUGAGUACACCUGCAGUCAACAAAAUGCCACACUCAGUCACCAACUUGCCAUUGAGAUUUGGGAGGACCACUGAAGAAGAAAGAAGCGCUGGAGCAACAGCCAACCUGCCUCUGAGAUCUGGAAGAAAUAUGGAGGUGAGCCUCGUGAGACGGGUUCUUAACCUGCCCCAAAGGUUUGGGAGAACGACAACAGCCAAAAGUGUCUGCAGGACGCUGAGUGAUUUAUGUCAAGGAUCCUUGCAUUCACCAUGUGCCAAUGACUUGUUUUACUCCAUGACCUGCCAGCACCAAGAAAUCCAGAAUCCCGAUCAAAAACGAUCAAGGAGACUGGUAUUCCAGAAAAUGGAUGAUGCAGAAUUGAAACAAGAAAAAUAAGAAACCUGGAGCCUGUCCCUAAAGCUGUGGCCUGUAAUCUACAAAUGGCUCUAUAGCGAAGACCACAAGGAAGAGCAGCUGCUUACAUUUCAUCAGCUAUGGAUCAUCAACGGCAAUUUUUCCUUGUCAGUACGAUUAUAAUAGUAUCUUGAAAGUUGUAAAAAUUUAAAGCAUAUUUGUUAUGUAAA
This is a messenger RNA of Mandrillus leucophaeus (drill), 820 nucleotides long. It is a transcript of the gene NPVF, whose product is annotated as neuropeptide VF precursor. Gene Ontology annotation, molecular function: signaling receptor binding. Gene Ontology annotation, biological process: neuropeptide signaling pathway; negative regulation of gonadotropin secretion. Lineage: Eukaryota; Metazoa; Chordata; Mammalia; Primates; Cercopithecidae. The record is from RefSeq and is a predicted model, not a curated record. Bases 42 to 632 code for a protein of 196 amino acids. The transcript has 3 exons.